Molecule: messenger RNA, 1218 nt
Organism: Anopheles darlingi
Lineage: Eukaryota; Metazoa; Arthropoda; Insecta; Diptera; Culicidae
Product: odorant receptor 33a-like
Exons: 5
Coding region: 1-1218 (405 amino acids)
Biological process (GO): sensory perception of smell; detection of chemical stimulus involved in sensory perception of smell
Cellular component (GO): plasma membrane
Molecular function (GO): odorant binding; olfactory receptor activity
Source: RefSeq, a predicted model, not a curated record
AUGAAGUUCUGGAACGAGUACCUGAAGCGCAAGGAAGCUCUGUUCCGUCGGCAACACCAAACGCCCCUCGAUCUGUUCGAAUCGGCCAACAGACGGCUGGCGAAAUGGUUCUACUUCUGCGGUGCCGAGCGUAUUACGGCCAACUACACGCGCUACAACGCUCGGCUCAUCUUUCUCGUCGUGGAUCUGAUCCUGUAUUUGCUCGUCAACUGCUAUUCGAUGGCAGUCGUCUGGGGCUCCAUAAUGGAUGUGGUGUUCAACUUCGUAACCCUCGGCAUUGCCAUCCAGGGAUUGGCAAAGAUUUUGGCCUUCACCAGUGAUGGACUAUGGGUGCUGCACUGUUACAACAUUGACCGGUUCAAGGCACUGCCCCGAUAUUCGGAGGUGACGGAUUCACUCUACCACACGGCCACACUGUGCAAAGUGUUUAUCGACAUUCUGUUGGUCUUGUUCUCGAUGGUGGCCGUCAUUAUCUAUUCGUACGCCAUCAUGAUGCCGAUCCUGAAGGGCAAGCUGGAGCUGGCCUUCGGUUUUCAGCUACCAUUCAUCAACCAUACCACCGUGAUUGGGUUUUGCGUUAAUUGGUUGUACCAAGCAGUGCAGGUGAUCGAGGCUACCGUGGGUCUGGCCGCAUGUGAUAUCUGUUUGGUUUUUCUCAUCGUCAAUGCAACCGGCCAGAUGGAUCUGAUCAUCAUCUACUUGCGCCGUUUGACCGAGCUCGUCGAUACGGACAUUGACGGUGAGAAUGAGGCCAAGAUUGCGGAUCUUGUGCAUGAGAUCGUCAUCAAGCACUUGGAGCACACAAAACACAUCACCGAUAUGGACACUUUGCUCAAAAAGCAGUUCUUCGUCAACUUUGGAUGCAUGAUCUUUGAGCUGGUCACCUCACUCGCCAUUGUUUUGACUUGUGAUCAUCUUGUGCAGUAUCCGUGGUAUCCGGGCAUGGCUGUUGCACUCCUCUGUACCAUCCAGCUGUUCGUCAACUGUUCCUUGGGAACGUUCCUUUCUUUGAAGAACGAUAAACUGGUCAACGAGAUUUAUGCAGUCAACUGGUACGGACUAUCGACGACACAUCAAAAAACGCUGAAGACGGUUCUGCAGAAGGCCCAACUGCCUGUCGUACUGUCCGAUGGGUUCAGUGCUAUCGAUUUAUUCAACUUUGUGCAAAUCUAUAAAAAGAUCUACUCCUACUUGAUGGUGCUGCAGAAUGUAAGCUAA